AGAGCGAGCCGAGCCGCGGCCAGCUCCGGCGGGCGGGGGGGGCGCUGGAGCGCAGCGCAGCGCAGCCCCAUCAGUCCGCAGAGCGGACCGAGCUGGAAGUCGAGCGCUGCCGCGGGAGGCGGGCGAUGGGGGCAGGUGCCACCGGCCGCGCCAUGGACGGGCCGCGCCUGCUGCUGUUGCUGCUUCUGGGGGUGUCCCUUGGAGGUGCCAAGGAGGCAUGCCCCACAAGCCUGUACACACACAGCGGCGAGUGCUGCAAAGCCUGCAACCUGGGCGAGGGUGUGGCCCAGCCUUGUGGAGCCAACCAGACCGUGUGUGAGCCCUGCCUGGACAGCGUGACGUUCUCCGACGUGGUGAGCGCGACCGAGCCGUGCAAGCCGUGCACCGAGUGCGUGGGGCUCCAGAGCAUGUCGGCGCCGUGCGUGGAGGCCGAUGACGCCGUGUGCCGCUGCGCCUACGGCUACUACCAGGAUGAGACGACUGGGCGCUGCGAGGCGUGCCGCGUGUGCGAGGCGGGCUCGGGCCUCGUGUUCUCCUGCCAGGACAAGCAGAACACCGUGUGCGAGGAGUGCCCCGACGGCACGUAUUCCGACGAGGCCAACCACGUGGACCCGUGCCUGCCCUGCACCGUGUGCGAGGACACCGAGCGCCAGCUCCGCGAGUGCACACGCUGGGCCGACGCCGAGUGCGAGGAGAUCCCUGGCCGUUGGAUUACACGGUCCACACCCCCAGAGGGCUCGGACAGCACAGUCCCCAGCACCCAGGAGCCUGAGGCACCUCCAGAACAAGACCUCAUAGCCAGCACAGUGGCAGGUGUGGUGACCACAGUGAUGGGCAGCUCCCAGCCCGUGGUGACCCGAGGCACCACCGACAACCUCAUCCCUGUCUAUUGCUCCAUCCUGGCUGCUGUGGUUGUGGGCCUUGUGGCCUACAUAGCCUUCAAGAGGUGGAACAGCUGCAAGCAGAACAAGCAAGGAGCCAACAGCCGGCCAGUGAACCAGACGCCCCCACCAGAGGGAGAAAAACUCCACAGCGACAGUGGCAUCUCCGUGGACAGCCAGAGCCUGCAUGACCAGCAGCCCCACACGCAGACAGCCUCGGGCCAGGCCCUCAAGGGUGACGGAGGCCUCUACAGCAGCCUGCCCCCAGCCAAGCGGGAGGAGGUGGAGAAGCUUCUCAACGGCUCUGCGGGGGACACCUGGCGGCACCUGGCGGGCGAGCUGGGCUACCAGCCCGAGCACAUAGACUCCUUUACCCAUGAGGCCUGCCCCGUUCGUGCCCUGCUUGCAAGCUGGGCCACCCAGGACAGCGCCACACUGGACGCCCUCCUGGCCGCCCUGCGCCGCAUCCAGCGAGCCGACCUCGUGGAGAGUCUGUGUAGUGAGUCCACUGCCACGUCCCCGGUGUGAGCCCAACCAGGGAGCCCCCGCCCCACCCCACAUUCCGACAACCGAUGCUCCAGCCAACCCCUGUGGAGCCUGCACCCCCACCCUUUGAGGGGGGCCCGCCUGGCAGAACUGAGCUCCUCUGGGCAGGACCUCAGAGUCCAGGCCCCAAAACCACAGCCCUGUCGGUGCAGCCCGUGUGGCCCCUUCACUUCUGACCACACUUCCUGUCCAGAGAGAGAAGUGUCCCUGCUGCCUCCCCCACCCUGCCCCUGCCCCGUCACCAUCUCAGGCCGCCUGCCCCCUUCUCCCACACUGCUAGGUGGGCCAGCCCCUCCCGCCACAGCAGGUGUCAUAUAUGGGGGGCCAACACCAGGGAUGGUACUAGCGGGAAGUGACAAGGCCCCAGAGACUCAGAGGGAGGAAUCGAGGAACCAGAGCCAUAGACUCUACACUGUGAACUUGGGGAACAAGGGUAGCAUCCCAGUGGCCUCAACCCUCCCUCAGCCCCUCUUGCCCCCCACCCCAGCCUAAGAUGAAGAGGAUCAGAGGCUUGUCAGAGCUGGGAGGGCUUUUCAAAGCUCAGCCCGCCCCCCUCAUUUUGCAUAUAGGUCAGUGAAGCCCAGGGAGAGGCCGUGAUUCGCCCAAAGCCAGACAGCAACGGGGAGGCCAAGUGCAGGCUGGCACCGCCUUCUCUAAAUGAGGGGCCUCAGGUUUGCCUGAGGGCGAGGGGAGGGUGGCAGGUGACCUUCUGGGAAAUGGCUUGAAGCCAAGUCAGCUUUGCCUUCCACGCUGUCUCCAGACCCCCACCCCUUCCCCACUGCCUGCCCACCCGUGGAGAUGGGAUGCUUGCCUAGGGCCUGGUCCAUGAUGGAGUCAGGUUUGGGGUUCGUGGAAAGGGUGCUGCUUCCCUCUGCCUGUCCCUCUCAGGCAUGCCCGUGUGACAUCAGUGGCAUGGCUCCAGUCUGCUGCCCUCCAUCCCGGCAUGGACCCGGAGCUAACACUGGCCCUUAGAAUCAGCCUAUGGGUCAGGGAGCAAGGACCCCUCACCUUGCAACACACAGACACACGCACACACACACACAGGAGGAGAAAUCUCACUUUUCUCCAUGAGUUCUUUCUCUUGGGCUGAGACUGGAUCCUGCCUGGGGCAGCUGCCAGAGAAGCAUUGGAGGGAAUUGAGGUCUGCUCAGCCGUCUUCACUCGCCCCCGCGUUUGGCGGGCCAAGGACUGCCGACCGAGGCUGGAGCUGGCUUACAAGGGCUUACACAUGGAGGAAUGCUCCCCCAUCCUCCCCUUCCCUGCAAACACGGGGUGGCUGGGCCCAGAAGGUUGCGAUGAAGAAAAGCGAGCCAGUGUGGGAAUGCGGCAAGAAGGAAUUGACUUCGACUGUGACCUGUGGGGAUUUCUCCCAGCUCUAGACAACCCUGCAAAGGACUGUUUUUUCCUGAGCUUGGCCAGAAGGGGGCCAUGAGGCCUCAGUGGACUUUCCACCCCCUCCCUGGCCUGUUCUGUUUUGCCUGAAGUUGGAAUGAGUGUGGCUCCCCUCUAUUUAGCAUGACAAGCCCCAGGCAGGCUGUGCGCUGACAGCCACCGCUCCCCAGCCCAGGGUUCCCCCAGCCCUGUGGAAGGGACUAGGAGCAUUGUAGUAAAUGGCAAUUCUUUGACCUCAACCUGUGAUGAGGGGAGGAAACUCACCUGGGCACCUGGGGAGUGGGACAGAGUCUGGGUGUAUUUAUUUUCCUUCCCAGCAGGUGGGGAGGGGGUUUGGGGGCUUGCAAGUAUGUUUUAGCAUGUGUUUGGUUCUGGGGCCCCUUUUUACUCCCCUUGAGCUGAGAUGGAACCCUUUUGGCCCCCGAGCUGGGGGCCAUGAGCUCCAGACCCCUAGCAACCCUCCUAUCACCUCCCCUCCUUGCCUCCUGUGUAAUCAUUUCUUGGGCCCUCCUGAAACUUACACAUAAAACAUAAGUGAUGAACAUUAAAUAGCAAAGAAAGAAAAAUAGUACAAAGAGAUUUUCUGGAAAUACACAUGGUUUGAAUUGUUUGGGAUUGGGUGUGUGGCAGGGACCCAGGUAUAAUUUCCAAUUCGGUCAGUUCCCGCCCUCUUUUCCCCCACACCAAAAGGGGAAGUUUUAACAGAAAUCCAGUAAGUUCCCAUGUAUCACUAUGGGGUGAGGUGGGGAAGGAGAAGGGGCCCUUUGCUCCCAGAUCUUGGAGAGGGAAAGUGAAAAUGGCCAGGCAGGAAGCUAGCCAGCUGUGAACUUGACCAGAUGUCAGAAGUGAAACUGACCACAGGCAAGUCAGAGGCUCGCCAGGAGGGCCAGGUCACAACCCCACAGCUCCCAGCCACCCACAUGGCCUGGGAGACACACACACAUACACACCACAGAGAGAGAGAGAGAGAAUCUGGCUCCAGAUGGCCUAGCAGGAGGCAUUCGGCAGGCCUGGCCUGGAGUUAGGCAGGCAGGCCCCUCCCUUGUAGCUCUCGUGGGCAGGUCCUAACCCAGGCUCCUGACAGCCUGGCUUCGAGCCCGGCCUGGCCCAGGCCUGGGAGCUCCCAGGGCUGCAGGGCUCCUGGCCCUGGGCCUGUGCCUGUCUCUGAGGCUCAGCCUCAGCCCCCGCUGGUUGUUUGGCCAAGUCCUCUGGGGAGACUGGCUUGUGGUCACUGAGGAAGACAAAGGGAGGCUUGCUCUUCCAGUAAAAACAGCAAACAAGCCUGCCUGACCUCCAGAUCCAGGGAGAAGGGCCAACCAGGCCCAGCCAGAGUCAGACAAGGGUGGAGGGGAGAUUCUCUGUCUUCCAUUCCCCUCCUACGCCCCCAGACUGUGAGGGGUGUAAGGAAGAUGGAAGAUGUUGCGGGAGGGAUUCAGAGUAGGUAAGAGAAAUAAUCCUGGUACUUGGAAAAUCAGUGUGAUGGGAAAGACAAUCUCCGUCUUGAGCGAGGCUCCCAUCUAAUGAAGGAGACAGUCCCAGAAUUGAGGAUAUUCUAACCUCAGGAAGGAGGCACACCUCCUAUCCUAAGGGUGCCCCCAUGCUGACAGGGAAAUAUACUCUUUGACCUAAGAGUGGCUCUCCACUCUGCCCAGUCUCUUGUCUGGUGGGGGAAAACCAGAUGCUGUCCUGUGAAAUAAGGAGAACUCAAAUCCCUGCCUUCACCAGCCUUACAUUCUUGAGGGAGCUAGAGCAGACAGGCCCUCUAUGGUGUGUACUGCUAUAAUUGUGGGGGGGACCCUAAGCAAGACCCACCCAUACCAGGGGUCAGGGAAGGUUUGCCAGAGAAGGGAUAUGGAAGCUGAGUCUUUAAGGAUGAGUGGAGUUAACUAGACAGGUCGGGGGGAGAGUGCUUCUGGCAGAAGAACCAGCUCAGCAAAGGCCCUGGAGGGCGCCAGCACAGAGCACACGUGGCCUGGGGAGGCUCUAGGGCCCAGAGCCCAGAGAGUGAGUAGGAAGGUGAUCAGUGGGGCCUCAUUGGGGAGGGCUUGUGAAGAGACACGCUAGGGGGUCUGGACUACAUUCUUGGAACACUGGGGAGCCACUGGGGGGUUUUAAGUAUAGGAGUGCCAUAGACAGACUUGUACUUUAUUAUUGAUUAUUUUUUAUUUUUUAAAAUUUGAGACAAGGUCUGGCUCUGUCACCCAGGCUGGAGUGCAGUAGUGUAAUCUCAGCUCACUGCAGCCUCAACUUCCCAGGCUCAAGUGAUGCUCCCACCUCAGCCUCCAGAGUAGCUGGGAGAACAGGCACACGCCACCACACCCAGGUAAUUAUUUUGUACUUUUUGUACAGACGGGGUUUCGCCAUGUUGCCCCGGCUGCUUUUGAACUUCUCGGCUCAAGCCAUCCUCCUGCCUUGGCCUCCCAAAGUGCUGGGAUUACAGGUGUGAGCCACCACACCCAGCCCAGACUUGUACUUUAGAAAGCACUAGCUCCAGCUGCAGAGUGGAGGGUGCUGGGUGGAGCAGGGUGGGCUGAGAGGUGGGAGUCAGUGGCGGCCUGAAAUCAAGGAGGAAGCAUAGGGGUGGUGAGAAAAGGGGCUUUUAAAGAGCUCCUCAGAGCAAGGGGCAUGGGGUGGUGGGUAGGGAAGUGACUGACACCGUCCAGGGGCUCGUAGGAACAGGAGGGCUAAGAACCUUAAAGAAGUUUGAUAUGGUUUGACUUUGUGUCCCCACCCAAAUCUCAUCUCAAAUUGUAAUCCCACCUGUUGAGGAAGGGACCUGGUGGGGAGUGAUUGGCUCAUGGGGGUGGUUUCCCCCAAGCUGUUCCUGUGAUGGUGAGUGAGUUCUCACAAAAUCUGAUGGUUUAAAAGUGUGCGGGCCAGGCGUGGUGGCUCACACCUGUAAUCCCAGCAAGUUGGGAGGUCGAGGCAGGUGGAUCACCUGAGGUCAGGAGUUUGAGACCAGCCUGGGCAACCUGGUGAUACCCCAUCUCUACUAUAAUACAAAAUUUAGCCAGGCCUGGUGGCGUGAGCCUGUAAUCCCAGCUACUCUGGAGGCUGAGGCAGGAGAAUUGCUUGAGCCUGGGAGGCGGAAGUUGCAGUGAGUCGAGAACACGCCACUAUACUUUAGCCUGUGACAGAGCUACACUCCGUCUCAAAAAAAGAAAAACAACAACAACAACAAAAAAAACUGUAUGGCACUUUCCCCCACCGCCCUCGCUCUUCCGCUGCCGUGUGAAGAAGGUGCCUGCUUCCCUUUCGCCUUCCGCCAUGAUUGUAAAUUUCCUGAGGUCUCCCAGCCAUAUGGAACUGUGAGUCAAUUAAACCUUUUUCUUGGUUGGAUGCAGUGGCUCACGCCUGUAAUCCCAGCACUUUGGGAUGCUGAGGCAAAUGGGUCGUUUGAGGUCAGGAGUUUGAGACCAGCCUGGCUGACAUCGUGAAACCCCAGCUCUACUAAAAAUACAAAAAUUAGCCGGGCGUGGUGGCACAUGCCUGUAAUCCCAGCUACUCGGGAGGCUGAGGUGGGAGAAUCACUUGAACCCGGGGGGCAGAGGUUGCAGUGAGCUGAGAUUGCACCAUUGCACUCCAGUCUGGGUGACAGAGCAAGACUCUGCCUCCAAAUAAAUAAAUAAAUAAACCUUUUUCUUUAUAAAUUACCCAGUGUCAGGUAGUUCUUUAUAACAGUGUAAAAAUGAACUAAUACAACAUGGUACCCAAGAUUCCCUCUGCAGCACCCCCACCAUCACAUUGUAUAGAAAUCCUCUU
Gorilla gorilla gorilla (western lowland gorilla) is the source of this 6581-nucleotide messenger RNA. It is a transcript of the gene NGFR, whose product is annotated as nerve growth factor receptor. The record is from RefSeq and is a predicted model, not a curated record. The transcript is spliced from 6 exons. NCBI's taxonomy places the organism in Eukaryota, Metazoa, Chordata, Mammalia, Primates, Hominidae. Bases 126 to 1409 code for a protein of 427 amino acids. Gene Ontology annotation, molecular function: death receptor activity; nerve growth factor binding; coreceptor activity. Gene Ontology annotation, cellular component: plasma membrane; cell surface. Gene Ontology annotation, biological process: Rho protein signal transduction.